Vitis riparia (riverbank grape) is the source of this 1930-nucleotide messenger RNA. Its product is annotated as nucleolar protein 56-like. The record is from RefSeq and is a predicted model, not a curated record. The coding region runs from base 71 to 1741 and encodes 556 amino acids. NCBI's taxonomy places the organism in Eukaryota, Viridiplantae, Streptophyta, Magnoliopsida, Vitales, Vitaceae. Gene Ontology annotation, molecular function: snoRNA binding. Gene Ontology annotation, cellular component: small-subunit processome; box C/D methylation guide snoRNP complex. The transcript is spliced from 8 exons.
CUACUUCGCCGAUACAUAUAUGAAGGUUUUAGGGGGACAAAAGCUUUGAGUCUCUCCGUGCCAGCUAUCAAUGGCGCUUUAUCUUCUCUACGAAUCGGCUUCUGGGUACGCUCUAUUUCUCGCUCAUGGGCUCGACGAAAUCGGUCAGAACACCGAGGCGGUUCGGAGCUCCGUUUCGGAUCUGAACCGAUUCGGCAAGGUGGUAAAGCUGGCUGCUUUUCACCCGUUUGAAUCCGCUCUCGAUGCUCUGAAUCAAUGCAACUCAGUGUCUGAAGGGCUUAUGACUGAUGAGUUGAGGAGUUUCUUGGAGCUUAAUCUUCCUAAAGUCAAGGAAGGUAAGAAGCCCAAGUUCAGUUUAGGAACUGCAGAACCUAAGAUUGGAUCACAUAUCUUUGAAGAUACUAAAAUUCCUUGCCAAAGCAAUGAGUUUGUUCUUGAGCUUCUCCGUGGUGUGCGGUUGCAUUUUGAUAGGUUUAUUAAGGAUCUCAAGCCUGGAGACCUAGAAAAGGCCCAACUUGGUCUGGGACACAGUUACAGCAGAGCAAAGGUGAAGUUCAAUGUGAACAGAGUCGAUAAUAUGGUCAUUCAGGCCAUCUUCCUUCUUGAUACUCUUGAUAAAGAUAUCAAUUCCUUCUCCAUGAGAGUCAGGGAAUGGUACUCUUGGCAUUUCCCCGAGUUGGUGAAGAUAGUCAAUGACAACUACCUCUAUGCCAAAGUUGCAAAAUUUGUUGAGAACAAGUUGGAGUUGUCUGAAGACAAAAUUCCAGGCUUAACUGAGAUCCUUGGAGAUGAAGAUAAAGCAAAGGAGAUUGUGGAAGCUGCCAAAGCAUCCAUGGGACAGGAUUUGUCCCCAAUUGACUUGAUUAAUGUCCAGCAAUUUGCGCAGAGGGUAAUGGACCUCUCUGAGUACAGGAAGAAGCUGUAUGAAUAUCUGGUUACUAAAAUGAACGACAUUGCACCCAAUUUGGCUUCUCUAAUUGGUGAAGUUGUUGGGGCACGGUUGAUUUCUCAUGCAGGUAGUCUCACUAAUCUUGCAAAAUGCCCUUCCUCCACUCUUCAGAUCCUUGGUGCUGAGAAGGCUCUAUUCAGGGCAUUGAAAACAAGAGGGAACACGCCAAAAUAUGGUCUAAUCUUCCAUUCUUCUUUUAUUGGUCGUGCAUCUGCCCGGAACAAGGGACGUAUGGCUCGUUAUCUUGCAAACAAGUGUUCCAUUGCUUCUCGUAUUGACUGUUUUGCUGAGAGUAACACCACAGUUUUUGGGGAGAAACUCCGUGAACAAGUUGAGGAGCGACUCGAAUUUUAUGACAAGGGAAUUGCACCUCGGAAAAACAUUGAUGUUAUGAAAGCUGCCAUUGAAAUUACUCAAAACAAUGACACGGAGGACAAAGCAACCACUGAGCCUUCAGCAAAGAAAAGCAAGAAAAAGAAGUCUAAAGUCGAGGCUGCAGAGGAUGGUGAGCCCAUGGUUGAGGAUAAACCAACUGCUGCUACAAAUGGAGAUGCUUCUGAUGAACCCAAAACUGAGAAGAAGAAAAAGAAGGAGAAGCGAAAGUUGGUAGAAGAAGAAGAGCAGGUUCAGGCUGUGGAGAAUUCAAUUGGUGUGAACGGGGUUAACACAGAGGAUGGAACAGCAAAGAAGAAGAAAAAGAAGAAGAGCAAGGAUGAGGAUGGAGAGGGUCUUGCAGCUGCCAGUGAAGGUAAGAAGAAAAAGAAGAAAUCAAGAAGCGAAGACGAUGAUUAAAUUUUGAUCGAGUAGUUUAAAAUUCUGGUAGAUAUCUAUCUGGGCUGCAGUUGUUGCAUAAGUUUGAAAUUAUGAUGAAAUUACGAUGAAAUUUAGGCACCUAGAGCUUUCCUAAAUUAUGAACUUCAAUAUCAACUCUUAAUGUGUUUUUCUCCAUAUCUUUAAUCUCAUGGGUUCUUUUUCUUUUAA